CAGUGGGAGGGCAGAGCGGGCCGCAUAUAAAAAGCCGGGCGGAAUGGCCCAGACCCUGCACACAACAUCCACACGGAGAAUCACCGCAAGUCACUUUGGAGAAGCUCACACCCCACGAUGGACGCACAGAAGACGCACGCAGCAGAAAUGGAUCUGUCGGAGCAGAUCAAGAAGGUGACGAUGGAAAGUCACAUGAGGGCCGAGAACACAGAACUCAUGCUGAGCUUCCAGAAGGGACAAGUCAGCAUGCAACAGUACAAACUGCUCCUCAGCUCCCUCCAUGAGAUCUACCAGACGUUGGAAGAGGAGCUGGACAGGAACUGCAAGCAUCCCGCAGUAGAGCCCAUCUACUUCCCUGCAGAGCUGGCCCGGCUGGACUCGGUCCAGAAAGACCUGGAGUUCUUCUACGGUUCAGGCUGGAAGGACAAAAUGCUGGUGCCCGCGGAAACAAGGAGAUACUGUGACAGGUUGCGACAGAUCGGGAAAGAAAACCCGGAGUACCUGGUGGCUCACGCCUACACCCGUUACCUAGGCGACCUCUCCGGAGGACAGGUCCUGGGCCGCGUCGCCCAGAAGUCCAUGGGCCUAAAGAGCAGCGAGGGUCUGUCGUUCUUUGCCUUUCCCGGCGUCUCCAGCCCCAACUUGUUCAAGCAGCUCUACAGGGGCCGCAUGAACGUGCUAGAGCUGAGCCAGGAGCAGAGGGCCGGCGUGCUGGAGGAAGCCGUGAGGGCCUUUGAACACAACAUCCAGGUGUUUGAGGGCGUGCAGAAGAUGCUGAGCGGGCUUGAAGAGCGGCAGCCGACUUCCAAAGUCUUUUUAAACCGAACCGUGGCUCUUCCGACGCUCCUCAGGAUGGCGCUGGGGAUGUUCGUGGCCGUUCUCACCAUAGGAAUCUGGAUGCUUUAAAACGCACCUUUUUUUUCAAUGCUUCCUCAUUUUAUGGACUUUUACUUUCUUUUUUUCUGGGGGACUAAAAAUCUUAUUUCUUUUGUCUUCAAACGGGACUGAAGUUUGCUGAGCAGGUGUAAAAAACAAACAAACAUGUUUUUUCUUUAUUUUUCUCAAACUGCUGCACCUCACCCUUGAGGGGUUAGAGUCGAGUGAACGCACCAAAAAAACAUCAGUUUUUGAGACAACAGGCGGUUUCCAGCCAAAUGGAAGGACUGUAGUUUGCAUGCCAGGCCAGUAGUUGGCGAUGUCACCGAUGUGACGACUUUGCACUUUGUAAGAAAACGCAAAAACAGCACAGCUGUGGUUUCAACGCUUUGUGCGUUCUACUAAGUGUUUUUAGCAUUUAAACAGAAGAACAUCCUCCUUUGGAUCUUAAAAAUGCCAUUUUAAUGUAAACAAACACCAAAUGAAUAUUGUAUUGAUUUGUUUUCAGACAUAAACAGCCACGUAUAGUUUUUUAUGCAGGGCCACACCUGGCUAAAUUGGGGCCCGAAGCAGAAUUGUAUUCAUCCCCACACUCAUCACAAUUUUUUUCCAAAUGUAUUUUAUUUCGUGUGAAAUGAUUUUUAUUUGGGUGGCUGAAAAACAUUGAUUCAAAUUCAAAUUGCAAUUCUUAUUUCUUCCAAUUCUGAACCGAUUCAUAAUUUUCAUAGUUAUUAAUAAUAUUUAUUUUAAGAAUAUUUUUUAAUAUAUAAAUAUAUGUUGUUGUUUUUUUUACUAAAUUCAUUAUUAUUUUUUAAAUGUUUUUAAAUCAAUUUAAUGUUUUCUUUUUAAAUAUAUGAUUACAUUUUUUUUUUAAUUAAGAUUUAAAAAUUCGAUUGCAAUAUUUUUUUAAGAAUCAUGUUAUUUAAAUUUUUUCGCAGAAUUCACAAUUUUUUGGUUUUUAAAUUAAUUUAAUGUUUGUGGGGGUUUUCUUUUAUAAUCAACUACAUUUUUUAAAAUUAUAAUUUUAAGAAUCAAUCGUAUUCUUAAGAAUCAGGGAUUUUUUAAGAAUUGUUCAAUUUUUUUUUUUUUUACAGAAUUUAUAAUUGUUUAUGUUUUUAAAUCAAUAUAGUGUUUUUUUAUUUU
Nerophis lumbriciformis (worm pipefish) is the source of this 2019-nucleotide messenger RNA. RefSeq names its product heme oxygenase-like. Gene Ontology annotation, molecular function: heme oxygenase (decyclizing) activity; heme binding. The record is from RefSeq and is a predicted model, not a curated record. Gene Ontology annotation, biological process: response to oxidative stress; heme oxidation; heme catabolic process. Lineage: Eukaryota; Metazoa; Chordata; Actinopteri; Syngnathiformes; Syngnathidae.